Messenger RNA from Glossina fuscipes, 3298 nucleotides. It is a transcript of the gene Psa, whose product is annotated as puromycin-sensitive aminopeptidase. The transcript has 7 exons. Gene Ontology annotation, molecular function: metalloaminopeptidase activity; peptide binding; zinc ion binding. NCBI's taxonomy places the organism in Eukaryota, Metazoa, Arthropoda, Insecta, Diptera, Glossinidae. Gene Ontology annotation, biological process: proteolysis; peptide catabolic process. Bases 96 to 3248 code for a protein of 1050 amino acids. Gene Ontology annotation, cellular component: cytoplasm. The record is from RefSeq and is a predicted model, not a curated record.
GCGACAGCUGACUUUUGUGCAUUUUCAUUUUUUCUUUUGAUUAUUUCAGUUCUAUAUUUUCGUAGGCUUUGUAAAACGCGAGAAAAUAAAAAAUAAUGUUCAAUAAUGCACUAAAACAUAUGAAAAAUGAAUGCAUAUUGGUGCGCGGGUACAGAAACGCUGUCAGUUCGGCGCUAACUAUACAAAAGUCUCCAUUACCGCUAUCAACAUCUGCACACGCACAGGUGCUGUUGAAUCAGCAGCUGUUAACAAAACUUAUUCACGUUCGGCAUUUUUUACGCAACCAACGGAACGCUGUUGUCGUUGAUGUUCUUAAAAAAGCGACAGUGAAUCGAACGUUUGGCUUCUCGGCUUCUGUGUCUCGCCUUUUUAUCUCAUCGCAGUUGUUUCGUUAUAAUAAUAUAACAUACUUAAGCUGUUCAACGUUGCUGAAUAACUGGCCGUUAUCGAACAAGCAGUUUAAUCGCAAUCACUCUUGCGCUAUCUUAAAGUUACCAGAUAAGUGGGGAAAAGUUAUUUUAAACAAUAGUUAUUACAAGAAUUCUUGUGCCAUUAUCACGCGUACCUUACUUGACGGAAUCUCUGCCGAUUCUGUUACUCAAUUAAAAGAAAAACCAAAAGAAGCUAUUAAAAAAGAAACCAUGGCACCUGGACCACAAAGAGUGUUUCAGCGUUUGCCCUCCGACGUAUUGCCAACGCAUUACCAACUCGAAUUAAAGCCCAAUUUGGAUUCGUUCACUUUCGAAGGCAACACAACUAUCGAUUUGAGAAUAAUUAAGCCAACAAGUGCCAUCACUUUAAAUGCUACAGAUGUUACGAUAAAAAAUGCCGAACUGGUAUUGGAAGGAAAAAUACUAAAACCUAAUAAAAUAAAAUACUCUGCAGAGAAUGAAAGAGCGUCGUUGCUGUUCGAUUGCGACUUGAAAGCUGAUGCUGUUGGGAAGUUAACUAUGAGCUUUGAGGGAGAAUUAAAUGAUAAAAUGAAGGGUUUCUAUCGUAGCAAGUAUUUUACACAAAAUGGUGAGGAACGUUACGCGGGCGUAACGCAAUUUGAAGCUACAGACGCUCGUCGUUGUUUUCCUUGUUGGGACGAACCGGCAAUAAAAGCCACGUUUGAUGUUAAAUUGAUCGUACCAGAGGACCGAGUUGCUCUAUCAAAUAUGCCAAUCGUGAAAGAAGAGAAAUUAGGUUCAGGUCUGCGAAGGGUAUCUUUUGAUCGCACCCCAAUUAUGUCAACAUAUUUGGUGGCAGUUGUGGUAGGCGAAUACGAUUACGUGGAAGGUAAAUCCGAAGAUGGAGUUAUUGUACGUGUAUUCACUCCAAUUGGCAAAAAAGAGCAGGGCUUGUUUGCUUUGGAAGUAGCUACGAAAGUUUUGCCAUAUUACAAAAGUUAUUUUAAUAUUGCUUACCCACUGCCAAAAAUGGACCUGAUAGCAAUCUCGGAUUUUUCGGCUGGAGCCAUGGAGAAUUGGGGCUUGGUAACUUAUCGGGAAACUUUUGUGCUCGUUGAUCCCAAACACACAUCUUUGAUGCGUAAACAGUCUAUUGCGUUGACAGUGGGUCAUGAAAUUGCUCAUCAAUGGUUUGGCAAUUUGGUAACCAUGGAAUGGUGGACUCAUCUGUGGCUCAAUGAAGGCUAUGCAUCGUUUGUGGAAUUUUUAUGCGUUAAUCAUCUAUUUCCUGAAUACGAUAUUUGGACUCAAUUUGUUACUGAUAUGUACACUCGUGCCCUUGAAUUAGAUUCACUGAAGAAUUCUCACCCUAUCGAGGUGCCCGUCGGUCAUCCCUGUGAAAUAGAUGAAAUUUUUGAUGAGAUUAGCUAUAAUAAAGGAGCAUCAGUUAUACGUAUGUUGCACGAUUACAUAGGCGAAGCAGAUUUUCGGAAAGGCAUGAACGUCUAUUUGACACGCCAUCAAUAUAAAAAUACCUGUACUGAGGACUUGUGGGCAGCAUUACAGGAAGCCAGUUCCAAACCUGUAGCAGAAGUCAUGUCCACGUGGAUAAAAUUAAAGGGAUUUCCUGUUGUAAGUGUAGAAAGAGAGCAAUUGGAGGGCAAUAGCUGUUUGCUGCGUUUACAACAAACGAAAUUUACAGCCGAUGGUUCUAAACCAGAGGAAGACUAUACGUGGGUUAUACCCAUCACCAUAUCCACCUCUAACAAUCCGAAAUUUAUUGCUUCAACCUUUCUAAUGAAAGAAAAGUGCAUGGAAGUGGUAGUGAACGAUGUAAGACCUGAUGACUGGAUUAAAAUUAAUCCAGGCACGGUUGGUUACUAUAGAACACGUUACUCGAACGGAAUGCUUGAAAAGCUCACGCCAGCUGUGAAAAAUAUGGAAUUACCGCCCUUAGAUCGUUUGGGUCUCAUUAACGAUAUGUUUGCAAUGGUGCAAGCAGGGCAAGCAAGUACAGCUGAAGCUCUACAAUUAAUCGAUUCGUACAGAAAUGAGACAAAUUACACUGUUUGGACGGCAAUAACUAACUCUUUAUCAAAUUUAUACAUUCUCAUAUCGCAUACGGAUUUAAUGGAUUACUUUAAUAAAUAUGGUGAGAAACUUUAUUGCCCAGUGGCUGAGCGUCUCGGUUGGGAGACACGUGAAAAUGAAAACCAUUUAGACACAUUAUUACGAAGUUUGGUACUCUCGCGAUUAGUCAGUUACCGCUGUAAAGAUGUCGUCACUGAAGCCCAACAAAGAUUUGAAGAUCAUGCUAACGGCGUUCGAUCUAUACCUGCAGACUUGCGAUCCACUUGUUAUAAGGCCGUUUUGCAAGACGGUGAUGAAGCAAUUUUUGAAAAAAUGCUGUCACUAUAUCGUGCCACUGAUUUACAUGAGGAACAAGAUCGGAUUUCUCGUGCUUUGGGUUGUAUUAGCAACGUAGAUUUGUUAAGAAAAGUGAUCGAUUUUGCUAUGUCGGGUGAAGUUCGUGCUCAAGAUUCCGUUUUCAUUAUUGUAGCGGUUGCCGUAAAUCCCAAAGGCAGAGAUAUGGCUUGGCAAUUCUUUAAGGAUAAUCAUCAAAAAUUAUUAGAACAGUAUCAGGGGGGCUUUCUGUUAGCUCGUUUGAUCAAAUACAUCACAGAGAACUUCGCAUCCGAAGAACGGGCCGUAGAAGUUGAGGAAUAUUUUAAGAAUAAACAAUUUCCCGGAACUGAGCGAACUGUUUCGCAAUCCGUUGAAACAAUACGCUUAAGCGCAGCCUGGUUAAAGCGGGAUCUUGACUCAUUAACCGAAUAUUUGAAAAAGCAACAGUAAAGAGCGAAAUACAUUUAUUUUCUUUAAGUGAAAAAGAAUCUUUUUAUAUU